This is a messenger RNA of Osmerus eperlanus (European smelt), 2752 nucleotides long. It is a transcript of the gene klf11b, whose product is annotated as Kruppel like factor 11b. The coding region runs from base 765 to 2270 and encodes 501 amino acids. Gene Ontology annotation, molecular function: RNA polymerase II cis-regulatory region sequence-specific DNA binding; DNA-binding transcription factor activity, RNA polymerase II-specific. The transcript has 4 exons. The record is from RefSeq and is a predicted model, not a curated record. Lineage: Eukaryota; Metazoa; Chordata; Actinopteri; Osmeriformes; Osmeridae. Gene Ontology annotation, biological process: regulation of transcription by RNA polymerase II.
UAUUUAUAAACAUCUCAUUUAGUGACAAUUACGUUUUGCGGCAAGUAGCCUAAUCUAAUGCCUAGCUUUAUUUACGCGAUUUCUGAUGUAUUAACAUCUUUUAAAUAAAAAAUUCAACUGAAAAUGCGGAGGGAUUUUGUCAGCUAAUAUUUUGGAUGAACAAUGUCUAUUUCGCCGGCUCAUUGGGAUGGACUCACUUUAGAAGUUCCCGAAGAAAAACAACAACACGCCAACUGUAAGAGUGUGCCUCUGAAAUAGUCUUCAUGUAAUUUAAUUACCUCCAGAAAUACUCUCAAUUUACCCGGGCCCCAGGUGGUCUACUAUGUUUGUGUGUGUAACUAAACAUAUACAUGCAUUAUAUAUUACACACAUUCCGUUGUUUGUCUGAACAGUUCACAUGUUUUGUUAGGGAGUGGACAUAGGGUCACCACUCUCACAUCACCAUUAGAUAAGGAAAAGGGAGCAUUUCCUGAUGCAGCCCACUGACUAACGUCUCCUGUGCAUGGGGGUUUCACAUGGCUAGUCAUGGGAGCACGUCACUCUGUGCUCUAUAUUUGGCAGUGGGAGGUGCCUUGGCUGCUUGCCUGGGGCAAGUCUAGAUGGGGUGUUGUCUCUUAUACCCCUGCCCCUCAGCCCUGGCCUGGUCACUGUGAUGAGUCUUAGCAAGAGACACUGAAACUCAGAGCAAAGGACUGGUGAGGAAAGGCACUGUUUAGGGUUAACUCAUCUCUCAUCUUAAUGCAUCUCUAAGUCAGGCAGAACGUAUGGACCAGAGUGUCUCCUUCCAGAAGAGGAGGAGGUACGACAGUGAGCUGUGUGGUGCUGCAGCCUCGGCCAGUCUGGAGUACACAGACCUGGAAGCUGCUGAGGCCCUGGUCUGCAUGAGCUCUUGGGGCCAGACCUUCAACAGCAGUAAAUCCAGCUCCUGCAAGCCCAGGCCCCUCACCCCUGCAUCGGACUCCUGCGACUCCCUUCUCCCCCCGGAACCUCCGGAGACUCCCAAGGACUUUGUUUCCCUUUCCUCCCUGUGUAUGACUCCCCCUCACAGUCCCAGCUUCGCUGAGACCUCCAGUAGCAGCACUGCAAUCCACACCAGUACCUCUUCUCUGACCCGGCCAGGCCCCAGCACCUGUGGGACCCGGCUCCAGGGUCACGUCCAGGGCAUGGCCUCCUUGGCUGUAACUCCCCCAGCACCUGCUCCUUGCAAAGCCAUGGCAACCAGCGUGAUCCGCCACACUGCAGACAGCUCCCCCUGCCAGCACAUUCCAUUUCCCUCCUUCUCUGCCACACGUGGAGCCUCACAGACACCUGGAUGCGUGCAGCUCGCUGUCAAGACAGAAGAGAAUAACUCCCCACUUCCACCCCACUCUCCAUCUUCCCCCUUCACACCCACACCCUCCCACUGCAAGACAGAGCCACAGGCCAUUCACAGAGGACUCUGUAAGGACAGCCACACCCCCAUGCCAGCAAUCUGCCAACCACAUGUCAGCCCUCCCACUACUAUGCCCCUCUCCCCACUCCCUGUGACUAGCUCUCCAAUCAUCUGCCAGAUGUUCCCAGUGAGCAACCAACAAGGCAUGAUCUCUGCUUUCAUCAAUGGUACAGUCCAGACUUCGAGUUGCGGGAUGAGAACCACCACCUCCAUCCUCCCUAGCCCCCCUGCUGGCACCCCGUCCCUGCAGCAGCCCCUCCUCAUGGGCUCACCCAUGCCCCAGGGCACAGUGAUGCUGGUCCUGCCCCAGUCCUCCAUCUCUCAGGCUCCCAACUGCCCCCAGACUGUCAUGACACUGGGCAACACCAAGCUGCUACCUCUGGCCCCAGCCCCCGUCUAUGUUCCCGCUGGACCCUGCAGCGCCGCCAAGAUGGACUUCUCCCGCCGCCGGAACUACGUCUGCAACUUCCCGGGCUGCAGGAAGACCUACUUCAAGAGCUCCCACCUCAAGGCUCACCUCAGAACACACACAGGUGAGAAGCCCUUCAGCUGCAGCUGGGAAGGUUGUGAGAAGAAGUUUGCUCGCUCCGAUGAGCUCUCACGUCAUCGGCGGACACACACAGGAGAGAAGAAGUUUGUCUGCCCUGUGUGUGACCGGCGCUUCAUGCGCAGCGACCACCUGACCAAACAUGCCCGCCGUCACAUGACCACCAAGAAGAUUCCUUCCUGGCAGGCGGAGGUCCGCACCCUCAACAAGAUGGCCACAUCCAAGACCGCUCCCACCCUCUCUCCCACCCCCAUCGCCACACUUGGUAUGCUGGUCCCUUCCUCUAACUAGACUGGUGACCCCUCCCCCCCACCAAAACCCUCCAUCAUGACCUAUGACCUAUAACCCCGUCCCCACCACAGGCAUAGGGGGCAGCCAAGCACUCAGGACUCCCAAAUAUCUCAUGGAAAAACUCUCUCAAACAUGCACUGGACUUUCUCUACUGCUCAUUUGUACGUUUUCUUUUGCGAAAGGAAUUAUAUUUGUUUACUUUCAUAUAUUCUAUAAAAACAUGUAUGCACUCUUUUGCCAAAGCCUAUGAAGUUUGUCUUACACAUUUCACUCGAUUUUUGUAUAUUUGUAAAUGUCUAUAUCUUUGUAUUUGUGUUGUAUUAAGAACUACAUUUAUGUGUCAAAUUUGGGAAAAUGUUGUUGUAAUGUUGUAAAAACAAUCGAGUGGACAGUAAUUAUCAAUACUGGGAUUGUUCCUUACUCUGUUAACUUUUUCAUAUUAUUUAAUACGCAUUUGUAAUAAAGGGAUACAAAAGAACAGU